AUGCUUGUCUACCCGUCGCUUGAAGAUAUGGUAGUGGACCAGACGAUGAGGGCUUCUCUCGCUCAGCCAUCGGCUCCACAAUUGGCCGGUUCGCGGGCGGAUACGGUGUCCGUGCGGUCGUUGGACUACCCGAGUCUUUAUCCAUCCUUGAACGAAGAAGCGACUUCCAGUAAAGAAACCUCGGCCAGCACCCCGUUUCUAAAUCAUUCGAUUUCGUACGAUGAGCGAGGACCGUUACUGGAGCGCCCGAACUUGCCGGCCCUGUCGUACAGUGUCAGCUCCCUCGUCGCACCCAUCACGGGACUGGCUCCUGGAUUUGAACAGGCCAACCUCCAUCACGGCGUGCGUAAUAUCUACGUACCCAAGGCACACGAUGGCAAAAUUGGAAUGCGUUUGACGGAAAUCGAUCGGGGCCUCUUCGUCCAGUUCGUACUCAAAGAAUCGCCCGCCGCACAUCAAGGUCUCCGCUUUGCCGACCAGAUCCUCCAGAUUGGCGGCAAAGAAGUGUUUGGGCUCGGCAAUGCAAAGGCAAUGCAGCUAAUCGAAAAGGUGCCGUUGACAGAAGGGGUGCUGAUGGUUGUUAGGGACAGACCGUUCUGCCGAGUAAUCACUUUGCAUAAAGAUGAAAAUGGGAAGCUGGGAUUUACGCAUCGGGACAACAAAAUCAACGCCGUCACGCCCGACUCGUCAGCUUCUAAAAAUGGUGUAACAAUCAACCAGGCCAUCGUUGAGGUCGAUGGAAUUAGCGUCAUCGCGUACUGUACAGCCGAGGUGGCCCAGGUGCUAGAAAACGCCCCGCGCACCGUGUCCCUCACCGUCAUGCCGUGGGAUAAAUACGAGAAAUUGGUUUAUAAAAUUGACUCGAAACUUCUGCGUCAGCAGGAUCACAGCGUACCCGCGUCGGCGUACAACCAAUUUCAA
Mesorhabditis spiculigera is the source of this 921-nucleotide messenger RNA. The record is from the annotation of a GenBank genome assembly. NCBI's taxonomy places the organism in Eukaryota, Metazoa, Nematoda, Chromadorea, Rhabditida, Rhabditidae.